UAUUACGCGGAAGGAUUGCAGUACGAUCGAAUAAAAACAUCUUUUAAUUUAAUAGAUGAUAUUUAUAUUGAUUUAAAAUUUAUCAAUAUAAAAGUUUUUGGUAAAAUGAUAUUCGAAAUUUGAAAGAUUUGUUUGUGCAAAUAAAAUGUUCCCGAUCUAUAUUGAGCAGCGGAAUACACAUCACGACCAAGUGCCCGUCAUCCAUGUUUGUUUCAUCGGAAGAAAAUGGAGGAGCAAAAGAUUAUUUACAUGAAGACUAAAGCAUGAUUCUUAUCCCUUACAGUUUAUUGCAUGAAUGGCCCUCUUGGUUAACCGCGAGGGAAUGACAGUAUCAUGUGAAUUAUUAUUUAUUUUGUAAUGGGAUGUCCAAAUAGUAAAUUGGUACCGGAGGGUCCGACUGACCAAAAUGUUGUCGAAGUUUUUGGCAGUAGAACUCAAACACAAACACGGUCUGAUAGGCCAAGGGAAAGAGACCCUCGAGGAACAGGCCCACCGCCGGAGGGUGAGCGUCAAAAUCGAAAAGUAAAAAGAUAUCGUGACAAAUUUGAUCCUAGAGUGACGGCAAAAUAUGAUAUCAAGGCUUUAAUAGGGCGAGGAAAUUUCAGCAAAGUUGUGAGAGUAGAACAUAAAAACACGAAACAACCAUAUGCUAUCAAAAUGAUAGAUCGGUUAGAGGGUAAAGAAGUCUUUGAAUCAGAAGUUGCUGUCUUGCGACGAGUGAAACAUACUUAUAUAAUACAAUUAAUUGAAGUGUUCGAAUCAAAAGACAAAGUGUACAUGGUUAUGGAACUUGCCACAGGCGGGGAACUUUUUGACCGCAUUAUAGCCAAAGGAUCUUUUUCAGAAAGAGAUGCAACUAGGGUAUUAAAAAUGGUUUUGGAAGGUGUUCAUUAUUUACAUGGACUGGGAAUAACCCAUCGGGAUUUAAAACCGGAAAACUUAUUGUAUUAUCAUCCAGGGCAUGAUUCAAAAAUAAUGAUAACAGAUUUUGGUCUCAGUGCAAGUCGAAAAGGACCAGAACAGUUUAUGCGGACUACAUGUGGUACGCCUGAGUACAUUGCUCCUGAAAUUAUUGCAAGAAAACCAUACAACUGUCAAGUUGAUAUGUGGGCAAUAGGUGUAAUUACAUAUAUUUUACUCAGUGGAACUAUGCCAUUUGACGAUGAAAAUAAAACUAGGCUUUACAGACUUAUUUUGAAGGCAAAAUACAGCUAUGUAGGAGAACAUUGGAAAGAAGUGUCAGAUAUAGCCAAAGAGUUUAUUAACAAAUUACUAACAGUUGAUCCAGCGGAUAGAAUGAUUGCAACACAGGCGUUGAACCACUCAUGGUUAACAUCGCUGGCCAGUAACAAGAAUCUACACCGUACAAUUUCUCAGAACUAUCUCCAUCGCAUGUCUACACGUGCUAAUAGCACGAAAAGUGCCAAAUCUACAAAGUCUACAAAAAGUAACAAAUCUAAUCGUUCAGGUCGUUCAUUACGUUCCGAACACCGGCGUGUUCAACCAGAAGAAAUAGAUGAACUGCAUCGUAAUCCAGACGUUCAAGCUGACAUAGCCUCACUGGGUAAUUAAAAUGAAGGUUAAUUUGUUCACUGGAUAUUAUGCUUCAAUAUUUCAUUUUGUAUUUUAGUGCUAUAGGGUUUUAAUUUGUUAAAAAUGAUCAGAAUUUAUAUUUCUUCAUUGAUAUGUUGCUUUGCCUUGAAGUCGAGGACAAAUGACAAAUGGAGAAAUGCAUUUCAACUGUAGCUCUAUCAUUGUCUAUGUCUUAAAUUCUUUAGUCUUCAAUUUCUCAGAAAUAUAUAUGCCUAUAUUACAACCAAUUUAUGUUCACAGUUUUCUGUAGACAAAGUUCAAUGAAGUUAUAGAAACUUUUUUUUUUAAAUCCAAAAACUAUAUAUGUACUGUUUGUUUAACAUGAUGAAAGAUAGUUUUUUAUUUACGUACUUAAAUGGAGAUGAUAAUCAUGUUAUAAUUAAAUAUUAUAUUUCUGUGUAGUUUACGCUGUUCAAUGCAAUCAGUGAAAAUUUGAACCUUUUGCUACUACAUUUAUAUCUGCUGAGUUAAGUUGAUCGCACCAACUAUGGAUUAUUUGUUCUUAGGCCAAAUAAAAAAAGAUGUGUGUUUCCUAUUACCUAGAGCUACCCUCCCUAAUUUUUAAGCUCAAAAAUAGCCUAUCCUAAAGUUUUUUUUGUCAUUUUUCAAUAAGCAUUGUUAAAGUCAGAAUGUCCCUCCCAUAGACUCAAUGUAAAAAAAAUAUGGUAAAAUAAAAAAAGAUCUACCUACCUACUCUAUUUUUUUUCAAAGAUGUAAUAGGAAACACACAUAUUAUUUUUUUUGCCUUGUGAGUUUUUCUAACAGAAUAUUACCAUAUCAUGAUAACUGAAAAAUAAAGAAAAAAUUUCAAAAUUGAAACACAUUUAAUUUGAUAAACUUUAAAAAGUAACCUAUAGAAAAUUUUAAAAUUAUUUUAUCAUAGUUUCUCUAGCAUGUCUAGUAUACAUAUAUGUCAUGAAUUAGAAUUAAUACAAAAAAAUUGAAGAAAGCUGAAAAGGUUAGCAUUAAACAUAUCUGCCAGCACCAGGAUCAUAACAUCCAAGUUUAAAAAAAUAUCUAUACAUGUAUACGGAACAUUAAAUUGGUUGUAAUUAAUGGUUUUUAGAAACGAAGCUUCGUAGGAAGUUAUUUCAAAGAGGAUGAAAUGUAACAAAAUCCUUUUUAAGUAUGCUAUUUAUUGUUAUAAUGUAUGUAUGGUAAAACCUCAUUAUUGUUGCUGUACUAAGUUUGUAUGGUCUAUAAAAGUGCUUAAAUUAGUUGUGAAUGGUAAAGAGAUACUGUUUUUGAAAAAGUUGAAUAUUAUAUGAAUAAUAGUCAGAUUGUAGUGCAUGUUUAAAUAACUUCUGUUUACAUUGUAGAUAUAUUCUGAUUCAACCAUUGCAAUUAGUAAAAAAAUAAUAUUUCUAAAAAAAGGUUUAAUUUUCAAUAAAAAUUAAGGGCAGUCUUUAUUUGAGAAUUCAGAAAUGUUGGCAAAGAUUGUCAAAGGUCAACUGCAUAGAGGUCGAGUUCAAUUCAAAAACAAUUUAGGACAUUAUGUAGGCAAAUUCUGACAUAAUUUCUGGUUAUGUUCUUUCUGUGUACCUCCAUUAUCGAUUGUGACUUUUAUCAUACUGUUACAAAAGAAAAUAUCAGAGAACAACGACAAUAUUUAAUGUUGUGAAUGAAUAUUCCAAAAUGAAGAACUGAAAAUAAGUAAAACGCAUGUUGCUUAUAAAAAAUAUAUAUAUGAACAUCUAAUCUGAAAAGUUUAAAUCAAUAAUAAAUAACAGGAUGUAUAUAUUUAAACUAAUGAUAGACUUUUGAUCCUGCAUGAAGUCUUAUAUAGUACAUGUAUGUACAAAUAUUUAUGCAAUGAAAGUUUGACAAUUUGCCUGUCUGUCUUUACAUGUAUCUGAAGAAAAUGUCUUAAGAAACAUGAAUCCAUAAAAAAAUGAGGUUUUACUAUACAUUUGUUUUCUUGUGCCAAAUUACUUUUGAUAAUCUUUGUUAAAUGCUGUUAUUACUUAAUCACUGUUAUGUUAAGAGGUGCAUAAAAAUACAUAAUUUUUAAUCAUUUGAUAAAUUUGACUUGACCUAUAUUCAUGAUAUUAUUGAGUUCAACACUUAAAAGUUUGGGGGAAAAUUUUGUAUUUUAGAUGGUAUUUGAUCAAUUAUUAAAAUAAAAUUACUAUGUCCACACUCUGCUUACAUGGAUCUGACAACACUGCAUUCUACUUAUGAACAUUAUUAUGUCAACCAACAGUUUUAAAUGGGUAUCAUGAAAACAAAACCUGAGGAUCCCAAAAAGGUUUUAAAACUGCAAGUAAAAUAGAUGGUUGUCACUUUCGUGUAAUUGAAGUGGCCAUAUUAAGCAAACCCUACAUUUGUAUUACUAACUAGGACUUUAAAUGUCAUAUAUUGAUGAAAAUAUAGAUUCUACCACAAUGGCUAUGGUAUUUAUUACAUUGAGACGGUUAAAAUUUCAAAAUUUAAUAUGCAAUGGAACCUCUUUCUUUAAUUAUCUAAUGAAAAAAAUUUGCAAGUAUAAUAUUCUGAACAUCUCAAGUGUUAAUGUUCAGUUUGCCACAAAUAUAUCAAUCUGGUCAUCAGAGCUGAUCUACAAAAAAAAAUGUAAAUGCACAAAGAAUUUUAUGAUUAUUUGCAACUUGUGUUUCUGCUGAUUUAAAAUUUUUAGAUAUUAUUGCAGCCUAAAUCAUCGUCUCCUCUUAAAUUUCCCAUAAAAAGUGACAAAUGGAAUAUUUUUUAUUUGUGAAUUUCCUCUUUCUUUAUUAUUUAUAAAACUGAAUAAAUAGCUUGAUUGAAAGGUACGGUGAAUAGAUCUUGUGUUAAAUUGUGCCACAGUGAAAUAUUAUGAAUAAAAAACUGUGAUAUUUUGUAUAGUGUGUGAACAACUUAAAGUCUAGUCAUUUUAUGUUUGUUGUAUAGUGCUAAAUAUUGACCCCUUUAUCAGAAUGUGCUUUAUUUAUUAUCAUACUGUAUAUGAUGUGUAUAUACAUUUUAUGUCAAUUAUGUACAAACUUGUGUAUUUACAUGAAUUAUUUAAGGCCAGACCAAGUUUUCAUGUUUCUUUCGUAAUGGGAUUAAAUUUAAUUUCGAAGUCUAUGCAUGAACUUUACAUUGUAUGUGCAAGUUACCAAUGUUUCUCACACGAGAUAAUAAAUACCGGAAUUUUUUUUUUAAUGCUUAUAGUGAAAGUUAUUGAAAAAAGAAAUACUUGUAAUAUUCUCAAAUAUAUCAAACAAUGAAACGUGUAAAGAUUUAAGAAUUAAUUGUACUCAUUUAUUGUAUAUUUUGAAGAAUUAAGGAGAAGUUUUUCGAUUUGUCCAAAUUUUAUACAUUGUAUUAUCUGUUGAACAAAUGGUUUUUUGCUUUGUAAAGAAAAUUUAAUGUAACUGUUAGUUGUGGACAGUAGACAAUGGUAGAGAAAAUCCAAACUAAUUUUUUUGAAAUAUUUUAUUCACUACAGACCCUUGAUUUGUCAUGUUGCACUUUUUACCGUCCUUGAAGAAGAUUGUCUGUGAUUAGGAUAAAGCCAAAUCAUGCAUUUACUAUGUAAAUUUAUUUGUGUAAGCCGUCCAAUUUGUCAGUUUUUAAAUUUUUUUUAUACUUAUAUAUAUGAUUUAUGCAGUUUUGUAUCUUUCUAUCCAGAAUUGUUUUAUUAGAGUUUAAUUUACAUUGAAAACAAACCUAGUUAGAUCUUAUGUUUUCUUCUUUUAAUGAUGACUUCCACUAACAUGUCUAAAGGCUGUUUGAUAUCGUUAUGGUAAACAGGGAUAAUUUGGGAACUAAUAGUACAAGCAAUUUUAACAUUUUACAGCACUAUAAUUUUGUAAGUAGUUAUAUGUACAUCAUUACUGAUACAAUAAAGAAUUCAUAAAUAGAUGUCAAUGAUGGACAGCCCUCAUCAUUUGAUGACAUACAUUUGUAUCCUUGAAAAGACUCCUCAGAGUGUAUUGAACAUAGUGUAUGCUACAGAAAUGGCAUAGUGACGUAAAGUUCUACCUCAGUUAUCCUUCCUCUCCCUCGGAAAUUUGUAGAAAUAUUUCUUAGCAUAUAAAUUAGCUGCAUUUUGAUAUUAUGUCUGAACCUCAGGGACUGUAAAAUCAUGGCUGAAUAGAUUAAUAACCAAUUUAGAGACAAACAUGGGGUCAAAAUAACAUAACCUGUUCAGAGUAUUUGUUCACUAUUCAACAAGAUCAACCUUUUAAAUCAGUUUAAUUAUCUGUCUCCCAAUAGAUAGAUUCAGUAGAUAUACAUAUGUACAAAACAUCACAAAAUCAAAGAUUGGCAUCCUUGAUUUAUAGAAAUAUUUCCUAACUGAAAGAUUGAAAUUGGUAUUGACCUGAAAAAAGUACCGGUACUGAAAAUUGUCAUAAUAAAUGAUUUUGAAUAUAGAAAAUUGAUAUAGAAAAUUGAACAACUGAUUUAUUAUGAUUGAGUAAGUGAAUUCAGACAAAACAUGUAUAUGUUAAAAUGCAGGUAUAUUUUUAUUUAAGAAAAUAAUCAUUUUCUAAUUUAUCACCAUAUUAAAGUUAUUUUAUAUCAUGUUUCAUUUUCCUCAAUUGUAUUAAAUACACUGCUGAAUUCAUCAAGAAUAUUUUUACUUUUUUAGAAAUGUUAUGUUUUUGUAGAUACUUUGAUGGUAAAUACUAAAUUUCUUUCCCUAAAUCUAAUGCAUUUUUAGGUAAAUUCGUAUAUUGCAUAACUUUGCAGUUUGUUGAUUGUUACCCAAAAGCAGCAUACCUUCUUAACCGUGAUGCAAAAUAAGCCAUACUUCUUUAAUUCUGCAACAGCCAACUACAUACUAUAUGCAUCUUUUUACAAAUUUGUGGCAAUUGCCAAAUACAUGUUAAUUAUCUGUUUUGUGUGCAUUAUAUAUGUUAAGUGAAUUAUGAUCAUUUUCAUGAAGAAUAUAAUAAUAUUUUACAAGAUUAAUAUUGUAAGUUAUAUGGGUUCCAUAUUAUACAAUUUGUUAGUAUUUUUGUUUUGUUAUAUCUGAUUUUUAAGUUGAAAGUGCUUUUUAUAAAGAGUUGUGCUGGAAGUGAUAAAAACAUCCUCAGUUGAAAUGUAUUUUUAACAACUAAAGCAAUAAAAUUUGUAUAUUUAGACAAUCUAUAUGCUAUCUUUUUUUUUGCUUGCUCAGAUAGGACUCUUCUUAGUUAUAUUCUUGCUGUAAAUAUAAUUUAUAGGCAAAUAUGGGCCUCUAGUUGCAACAUUAUUAUCUCUUGUUCCUGUUUGGAAUUAGGUUUUAAAUUAUGUCUGUCCAGUCUUUAUGAAAUCAAUUGCCACUUGACAUUAACCCAGCAACACUCAAAAAUCUUUAUAAAAUCGGUGAUAAUUUGUCCUCUUUAUAUAAAAACCAGUUGUGAUUUUUUUCAGUUUAAUAUAAGAAUACUUUAUUAACCUUGCUAUUGAGUCCAUGAGUAGAAACCUUUCUAUUAAGUACAUGAGAGUAAAAACCUUUUUAUUGAGUCCAUGAGAGUAUUUGUUUUUACAUAAUAUCAGUAUUUAUAUGAACCCUAUUGCUGUAUAUUUUGUUAAUUUUUGUACUUGUUUCAUUUUAUUUGUAUUAAUUGUUAUUAAUUAUAACUCAUUUGAAGGUUAGAGAAUUUUUAUUAAUUAUAUAUUUUGGAUCUUUAGGUUGUCAGAAAAUUCAUCCAGUAAAUUUUAACAUUUAUGAAAUAUUUAAUAUACUGAAUGAUGUUGAUUAUACUUGUUGGUUGUUGAGGCUAUAGUUGGGUUGUUUUUUUUCUUCGUUUCUUUUUAAUAAUUGACUUUAAAUGAAAUUUUUGACCUUUACAAUUUACCACAUGCUUUUUAUCCAAAAAAUCAUCUGUUUUAUAGGUAGUAACAAAUAUAAGAACAAAAAAUGAACUCCAUCAAGCAUAUGUAAUAAUUUAUACUUUUGUAUUUAUCUUUUAAGUCUAUGAAUUUUAGCUAUUUGUGUUCUUUUUUCCUUAAGUUUCAAAUCAGGAACACACUAGUAUUUUACUAUCAAUUUUCCUUAAGUUUCAAAUCAGGAACAUACUAGUAUUUUACUAUCAAUUUUCCUUAAGUUUCAAAUCAGGAACAUACUAGUAUUUUACUAUCAAUUUUCCUUAAGUUUCAAAUCAGGAACAUACUAGUAUUUUACUAUCAAUUUUCCUUAAGUUUCAAAUCAGGAACAUACUAGUAUUUUACUAUCAAUUUUCCUUAAGUUUCAAAUCAGGAACACACUAGUAUUUUACUAUCAAUUUUCCUUAGGUUUCAAAUCAGGAGCACACUAGUAUUUUACUAUCAAUUUUCCUUAAGUUUCAAAUCAGGAACACACUAGUAUUUUACUAUCAAAACAAACUUAAUUUCCCCCUUCAGACUAUUUGUUUUUAAAUAUCACAACUAUGGCCUCGACACCAUUUUUUUAUAACUCCACAGGCUUUGUCAGUUGAUAUUUUCUUUAGUUUAUUAAUUGUCAUCAGAAGUUUUAAUAAUCAUUUGCCAUACAAUAGAUGAUAUUGUAGAUUAAUAUUUUCAUUUCUUUUAAAAGUUAUAAUCACCAACAAUCAAUAAGAAAAGAAUCGCAUCUUAUAACAAUAAAUCACGAAUUGUUACAUCUAGGAAUAUAUGUCAAUCAUCCGUGAUGACAAUUUGAAUAUAAAGAAAUUAAGUUAAAAAAAGUCUUUUAUGAAUAUAUGCUUUGUAACAGACUAAAAUAAUCGCCAAGUAAAUCCAAGAAUUGGAAGAAGAAAAAGAAAAUAAAAAUGGCAGAAAAAUCAGAAAUUUUUGUUUAGAAGUUUGCAUUUCCAAUUCGAUAUUUCUUGUUUUACUUAAUGCUAAAUUAAUUUAUUGUUGAAAAUAGCUAUAACCAUUGGUUGAAAACAAAAUUUAUGUCUAGUCACCAGCAAUCCGGAUGAAAUCCUUUAAUAAAUAAUGACACUUUUUAUCUCUAGUCACCAGCAAUCAAGAUGAAAUCCUGUAAUAAGUUGUUGCACUUUUUGUAUUGUAUAGUAGUAGAGAAAAAGUUAAGCAAAGUUUUAAGUAUAAGUGACCCAAAAAAGCCAUCUGAUUUUAAAGAAAUAAUUCCAACACUGGUUAACAUUUAACAAAUUGUAAACUCUACUGAUCAGUCUGAUAUAUUUAUGUCUUCACACAGAUUAAUCCGUCCUAAAACUUUUACGAUAUUUUUAUGACAGAUAUAGUUCAGUUGUUGGUGUAUAGAGUUACCUCUUGAUCAUUUUAUUUGUAUAAACUAUCAAUUUUUUAGAUACAGUUGAAAAAAAUAAAGGCUUUGCCAUCAUAA
Molecule: messenger RNA, 8830 nt
Organism: Mytilus californianus (California mussel)
Lineage: Eukaryota; Metazoa; Mollusca; Bivalvia; Mytilida; Mytilidae
Product: serine/threonine-protein kinase H1 homolog
Exons: 2
Coding region: 358-1572 (404 amino acids)
Biological process (GO): protein phosphorylation
Molecular function (GO): protein kinase activity; ATP binding
Source: RefSeq, a predicted model, not a curated record